Arabidopsis thaliana (thale cress) is the source of this 369-nucleotide messenger RNA. RefSeq names its product defensin-like protein. NCBI's taxonomy places the organism in Eukaryota, Viridiplantae, Streptophyta, Magnoliopsida, Brassicales, Brassicaceae. The transcript has 2 exons. The record is from RefSeq and is marked reviewed. Gene Ontology annotation, cellular component: extracellular region. The coding region runs from base 60 to 338 and encodes 92 amino acids.
ACAAAGAGAGAGAGGGAAACAAAAUAGAAAGAAAGAAGCUAAGAACUAAUAAGCAAUUAAUGGGGAGCUUAAGGUUGAGCACAGUCGCUAUUGCAGUAGUCGUUUGUCUCUCCAUUCUCCUCAUAUCUCCUACAGAAGUAGAUGGGAGGCAAGUGUGUGACUACGAUAAAGGUGAAUGUAAUAGUUAUGAGAAGAGCUCUACUUGUAUUGAACCAUGCAAGCAAUUGGACAGCAAGUUUAUUGGAGGCCGAUGCAUACCUGUUGGUGGUAUUACUGGUAUGGGGUUAUGUGUUUGCUGCCGUGAUGUACAGCGUGGUGCUGAAAAGGAAAGCAUGUGAUUUGCAAAUGAUACAAAACGACGUCACUUUG